GUUACGCUACUUCUGAACAACAUAUUCUGCAAGAACUAAGCAAKAUUGCAYCCUAGAACAUUURAAAUGUAUUAGAAUUGAUCGUAAUUUAGCCGUUGUAUCAGUURCACCAUGGCUGAGAGGACUAGCGAGUCCUUCAGCGAUCGCUCGRCGCAAAACAGUUCUUCAGUACCGACUGGUCCAGURCCUUUCGGUGUAUCACUCGUGUCCGGUGGUAUAGCUGGUACUGCAGUAGACGUCACACUCUUUCCACUAGACACAAUCAAGACUCGCAUGCAAUCAGCUGAAGGAUUCUUUAAAGCAGGAGGAUUUAAGAGAAUAUACAGUGGUAUAGGGUCAGCAGCUACUGCUGCCGCACCUGCAGCUGCAAUAUUUUUUGCUUCAUAUGAACUGACCAAAAACAUACUUACCCCGACCCUACCUUCAUCAAUGUUGCCUCUUGUUUACAUGGUGUCUGCCUCUGUUGGAGAYGCGGCUUCUCUUGURUUAAGAUGUCCUUUUGAAGUUGUAAAGCAAAGAGCACAAGCUUACUCUAAUAUGUCUAGUUURCAAGCAUUUAAAUUCACUAUAGGGCAAGAGGGAUUUAAAGGAUUAUAUAGAGGGUUUUUAAGUACACUAGCAAGAGAGGUUCCAUUUGCAUUUAUUGAAAUGCCUAUAUGGGAAUUCUUAAAGACUGGUUGGUCCAGGUUUCAGGGUUACAAUGUAAAUGCCUUUCAGUCUAGUAUUUGUGGAGCUAUGGCAGGUGCAUUUGCUGCUGCUGUUACUACUCCUUUGGAUGUUGUCAAGACAAGAAUCAUGCUAGCACCAAAAGGYAGUAUAGAAACCAAAAUAAAUAUUUAUCGCAUGUUGCUACUUGUAAGGAAAGAACAAGGAAUUCGAGGUCUCUUUGCUGGAGUUACAAUCCGUGUGACGUGGAUAGCCCUUGGAGGGGCCGUGUUCUUUGGUUUCUAUGACAAAGCUAAACACGUAUUGAUGAAAGCUAGAAAUAUAAACAGCCUUGAUAGCUGACCAAAAGAACGGCUUUGGGCCGGGAUUCCUGUGUAUUUGCAGACUCCUCCCCAGGCAACUCUUUUUUUCCUCCUCCGGGCUUCCUUUGUUAACGGUCAUGUUGACUACUGACCCCAUUCUCCCUCAUUCCUAAAAAAAGAGAGGAAGCCCGUGACUUAGUGAUGCCUGGGAAGGAGGCUAGGAUAAAAAACGUUCAAUCGCACAUGACCAAACUUACCAAACAAAUACAUUUCGCGAGGAAGUACACAGAGAACAAAAUUGAUUGCAAAAUAAAUAUAGUAGAAGUAUUUAGUAUGUUAUUAAAAACUUUAUAAUUGAUUGAUUUGUUGUUUUCUAUAUGAGACGUUUAUCUUGUAAAGGGAUUUUCCGCAAUCCCCUUUUAGGAUAGCACUCUACCAGAUAAGACYAUUAGUACACCUUUAUCGCGUUAUCUUAUUGAAAUUGCUUGAUGUAAUGGAUGUUAGGUACUGAAUUCUCUAAGUUUCUAGUGUGAAAUUACUAGUUUUUUACUGACACCUGAAUUUAGAAUAAUAGUUGUAGUCGUAAUUCCUAGAAAUGUCUGAUUUUUGCCYAAACCAAAAAAUAAGGGAAAAACUAAAAUAAAGACAGUGAAAURUUA
Molecule: messenger RNA, 1627 nt
Organism: Exaiptasia diaphana
Lineage: Eukaryota; Metazoa; Cnidaria; Anthozoa; Actiniaria; Aiptasiidae
Product: S-adenosylmethionine mitochondrial carrier protein
Exons: 10
Coding region: 112-1008 (298 amino acids)
Biological process (GO): transmembrane transport
Cellular component (GO): mitochondrial inner membrane
Molecular function (GO): S-adenosyl-L-methionine transmembrane transporter activity
Source: RefSeq, a predicted model, not a curated record